This is a messenger RNA of Colletotrichum lupini, 3267 nucleotides long. Its product is annotated as urease. Gene Ontology annotation, biological process: urea catabolic process. Gene Ontology annotation, molecular function: urease activity; nickel cation binding. Gene Ontology annotation, cellular component: urease complex. The transcript has 9 exons. The coding region runs from base 1 to 3267 and encodes 1088 amino acids. Lineage: Eukaryota; Fungi; Ascomycota; Sordariomycetes; Glomerellales; Glomerellaceae. The record is from RefSeq and is a predicted model, not a curated record.
AUGAAUGUUCUCGCAAGGUCUCUCGAUAUAGACUACCUGAGCUACGGUGCCCUCCUCACCGGUCUCGAGAGCGCCUCUGUCCACGACGCCGUUGCAGAGCGAGGCUAUGAUAUGCAAACCAACUUCCUCGGCAUCCCGCCCCACCUCGGAUUCUUCUCGCAAUGGGCACCUUCUCACACGCGCGCCGCGUCGAGGCUGCUGGGGAGGAGGAACGAGCUUGCUGAGGCGGCAAUUUUUGCGAGUUUCAUCUUUCUUCAAGCUGCGAGAAUUUGGGUACAUAUGUACUGUAUGUUGGAAACCGUCCCUACGGAUGAAGGUCAGUUUCUGAUCAUGACUGGAGUCACGAGACCAGCUUCUCCUGAUGAGGCGUACAGACUACAGACAUCCCCACGAUGUUGUACCGGCAUUUGCAGCGGCUCGGUGGAACGGCAGGGGAGUUUACAUACAAUCCUGCAGGUGGUUCAUAUGGAAGUCUUCUUGGGACCUUCCUUGUGCGGGGUAGUGGAGGGCCAAUCAAGCCUCCAUUUGGGGGACGUAUCCCAAGCGGCUGGUCCUUAUCAUCAUCCCACCUUUUUCGCAGGUGGCCGCCGGUCCAGGCCCGUGGGCGGCGCAAACGGCCGCUUCCUCACUAUCGAAGACGGCCACCUACCUUUGAUCUGGCCGAGAGUCACCAACAAUCUUGUCAGGAUGCAUCUCGUUCCCAAGGAGCUCGAUAAGCUCGUCAUCUCUCAAUUAGGCUCCCUGGCUCAACGGCGGCUUGCCCGGGGCGUCAAGUUGAACCACUCUGAAGCAACGGUACGAAUACCUUCUUUUGCGGUGCUAUCACCGCACUCAGAGUUUGUAUGCACUAACACGACUCAACCGCAGGCACUCAUCGCCAGCAACUUGCAAGAGCUCAUCCGCGAUGGUAACCACACCGUGGCCGAUCUCAUGAGCUUGGGUGCCACCAUGCUAGGGAGGAGGCAUGUGCUCCCCACAGUCUGCAGUACCCUUCAUGAGAUUCAGGUCGAGGGCACCUUUCCCUCAGGGACCUAUCUCGUGACUGUUCACAACCCCAUCGCAACGGACGAUGGUGACCUGGCGCGCGCCUUAUACGGCAGCUUUCUCCCCGUGCCCAGCAACGACCUCUUCUCGAUGCCCGAAGUCGCGGCGUACGAGCCUAAGAAGGCACCCGGCGCCGUUGUCACCGCGGUGCGCAAGGUCGCGCUCAAUGAGAAGCGCAACCGCAUCAGGCUCAGGGUGAAGAGCAAGGGGGACCGCCCUAUCCAGGUCGGCUCGCACUACCACUUCAUCGAGACAAAUCCGCAGCUCGAGUUUGACCGUGAAAAGUCGUACGGCUACCGGUUGGACAUCCCCGCCGGAACCUCAGUACGUUUUGAACCCGGUGACGUGAAGACGGUGACGCUCGUCGAGAUUGGAGGCCACAAGGUCAUCCGCGGUGGCAACAAGCUCGCCUCAGGCGGCGUCGAGCUCUGGCGCGCAAAGGAGAUUGUGGAGAAGCUUCAGCUGGCCGGUUUCGCCCAUGCGCCGGAGCCCGAGGCUGUCAUGAACUUUGCCGAGGUCUACCAGAUGGAGAGGGCGGCGUACGCGACAAUGUUCGGCCCCACCGUGGACGACCUGGUCCGGCUCGGCACCACCGAUCUCUGGAUCAAGGUGGAGAAGGACUUCACCGUAUACGGCGACGAGUGUAAGUUUGGCGGCGGCAAGACGUUGAGAGAAGGCAUGGGUCAGGCAACGGGCCGGCCGGAUUCGGAGUCUCUGGAUAUGGUCGUCACCAACGCGCUCAUUGUUGACUGGACGGGCAUCUACAAGGCCGACAUUGGUGUGAAAGACGGUAUGAUUGUGGGUAUCGGGAAGGCGGGUAAUCCGGAUGUCAUGGACGGCGUGACCCCGAACAUGAUUGUCGGUAGCUGUACAGAUGUCGUCGCUGGCGAGGGCAAGAUUAUCACCGCCGGCGGCAUUGACACUCACAUCCACUUCAUCUGCCCACAACAGGCAAACGAGGCCGUCGCGUCAGGAAUCACCACCAUGCUCGGAGGUGGUACGGGACCAAGUGCCGGCACGAGCGCCACAACCUGUACGCCCGGCAAAAACUACAUGCGCGAGAUGCUUCAGGCCUGCGACACGUUGCCCCUGAACAUUGGCAUCACAGGCAAGGGCAACGACUCGGCGCCCGAGGCCCUGCGCGACCAGGUCAUCGCCGGCGCCUGCGGCCUCAAGCUCCACGAGGACUGGGGCACCACGCCCGCGGCCAUCGAUACGUGCCUCAGUGUCUGCGACGAGCUUGACGUGCAGUGUCUCAUCCACACCGACACGCUCAACGAGUCGGGCUUCGUCGAGUCCACCAUCAACGCCUUUGCCGGGCGCACCAUCCACACCUACCACACGGAGGGCGCCGGUGGUGGCCACGCCCCCGACAUUAUCUCCGUCGUCGAGCACCCCAACGUCCUGCCGUCGUCGACGAACCCGACCCGGCCCUACACCCGCAACACCCUGGACGAGCACCUCGACAUGCUUAUGGUCUGCCACCACCUUUCCAAGAACAUCCCCGAGGACGUCGCCUUUGCCGAGUCGCGCAUCCGCGCCGAGACCAUCGCGGCCGAGGACGUGCUCCACGACCUCGGCGCAAUUAGCAUGAUGUCGUCCGACUCGCAGGCCAUGGGCCGCUGCGGCGAGGUCGUCCUCCGCACCUGGAACACGGCGCACAAGAACAAGGUCCAGCGCGGGUUCCUGCCCGAAGACGAGGGUACGGGCGCCGACAACUUCCGCGUCAAGCGCUACGUGAGCAAGUACACCAUCAACCCGGCUGUCGCGCAGGGCUUCGGUCAUCUGGUGGGCAGUAUCGAGGUCGGCAAGCUUGCGGACCUGGUUGUCUGGGACCCGGCGUGGUUCGGCACGAAGCCCAACCUGGUCAUCAAGAGCGGUCUCAUCGCGUCCGCGCAGAUGGGCGACCCCAACGCCUCCAUCCCGACAGUCCAACCCAUCAUCGCGCGCCCCAUGUUCGCGCCCCUCGUGCCGGCCUCGUCGGUGCUCUUCGUCUCGGCCGCCUCCAUCGCGUCGGGCGCCAUCGCGUCGUACGGCCUCCGGAAGCGCGUCGAGGCCGUCAAGGGGUGCCGCACGGUCGGCAAGAAGGACAUGCGAUUCAACGACAGCAUGCCAAGGAUGAGGGUCGACCCGGAGAGCUACACCGUCGAGGCGGACGGCGAGGUGUGUACCGCCGAGCCGUCUGAUACGCUUCCCUUGACGCAGGAGUUUUACGUCUACUGA